Molecule: messenger RNA, 7081 nt
Organism: Sycon ciliatum
Lineage: Eukaryota; Metazoa; Porifera; Calcarea; Leucosolenida; Sycettidae
Exons: 20
Coding region: 508-5952 (1814 amino acids)
Molecular function (GO): protein binding
Source: RefSeq, a predicted model, not a curated record
AGUCUUCCAUUUCUCACGACACAGUCCGGUUGUCCGUUUUCGUCUCCCUCCCUUUCUCAUUAAUUUGUUUCAAACGUCUUCUAGUGUUGUUGAACAGUCCCUACCUACCUUUGGUAGUCGUGCAUUAUCCUUUCCAGUCAUUGUUACUCUUUCUCUCAACUACUACCGGUAAUCAGUCUGUAGUGGCUGCUACAACGCUCUCUCAGUGAAUAACAAGUAACUUUAGUUCAGCACAACGCUCUCCCAGUGAGUAUCUAGUUCAGCCCAACGCUCUCAGUGAGUAACAAGUAUUAGUUCAGCACAACGCUCUCUCAGUGAACAACUAGUUUAGCAUAACGCUCUCUCAGUGAGUAACUACAUGAUUGUAGUUCAGCAUAACGCUCUCUCAGUGAGUAACAAGUUCAGCAUAACGCUCUCCUUCUAAUUCUCUAAACGACGUACUUACUCCAGUCAGCCUACACCGCCAACGUUUGAAGAAGAUUUCACGUAACGGACAACUCACUCAACAUGUCCAGUCAAGAAGUCGAAGGGUUUGCGCAGGAGGUGCAGCGAGAAGAUGCCACAUCGGAAAGUCUUCAGGCUGCUGUGCCUCCUGAGCAGCCGCAAAUGUCCUCCACAUCACGUAAAGUAACAUGGAAAUCAUCACCAUCAUACUGGGGGACACACUGCUACUCAAUGGGAACAAUGCUCAUUCUUGUGAUCUGCUUGGAGGGUCAGCAUCUUCGAGAUGAAAUCCUCUACACUAUUGUACACUACAUAUUUAGUGUACAUAGUGUAGAGGUGAAUGAGGAAGACGAAAAAUUCUACAACCGAACACUACUACACCACUGUGCAGGCCUUGGGAAUGAUCGACUAUGCAGUAUACUCAUUGGACGAGGAGCUGAUGUCAAUGCGCAGGAAAGCUCGACACGAUGGACUCCACUUCACAGGGCAGUCAACUAUAACCAGAUCAACGUUGUCAAGGUGAUGCUGUCACAUGACAGUGACGGUGUCACCUUGGACACCACAUUGCGUGACAGUGCAGGGAAAACAGCGUUGGACCUAGCCAAGGAACGCAAUCGUGAGGGAUUUUUGGUGUUGCUGAUGAAUGACGAGAGUGUGAAGAAUGAAAGGAAGAAAGAGGAGCUUCAAACUGCUGCCAUGGUUGAGGACAUCAUUGGUGGCAAGGACGAGGCCAGCGUGCUACGCGUGCGUAUGUACCUUAUUGGCAAGUACGCCACAGGAAAGUCCAGCUUUGUCCGGGCACUGCUCGGUGAAGAGUUCAUUGAAAACGCGAACUCCACCGAGUCCAUUUCCAUCCAUCGAUCCAGAUUCAGAAUGCACCUCUCCUCUCCAACCGCCACAGGCACACAAGAAGCGGCACAAGUUCUUGUGGACAACAGUCAACAUAGUUUCUUUGCCAAUCUUCUCACAGCUCGUAUCCGAUCAUCUCUAGAUCUGGUCAAGAAAAUCAAGGAGGCUCCAGAGAUACCCAUCGCUCUACCCAUUGCCCCACAACCAUCUGCAUGGUUCAAGCUCAAGGAAUUCGCCACGUCACUAUUUCACGGCACUACCACGUCACCACUUCCAAAUACUGCUUCGUUUACUGUCCUUUCUGCGUCCGCUGUCAACAAUGAGUUUGCCUAUGUUCCCCACGCUAAGGACCUGACCAAAGUGGCACCAGAUGUUAUCUCUCAAGUUCGCUCGUCUGUCAGGAAUGUCGAUAACAGUUCAAAUGAAGCAGAAGCAGCAUAUGCGUUUGUUGAGCUGUGGGACAUGGGUGGACAGAUGCCGAUGUUGGUACAACAAAGCAUCUCGUUUUCAGUUUGUGACAGCGUGUACAUUGUGACUCUUGACAUGAGGUGUGGCCUGGAUGAAGAGGUAACGGAAGACGUCUACCGCUUUGAUGGACAGGAGAUUGUAACUUCCACACCGUUGCCAGGAAUGACGCAGGCUGACUACCUUCACAUGUGUCUGUCACUGAUUGCUUUGCAGCAUAGGGCAGACACCACACCCACUGACCAGCAGCAGCCGCAGCCAGACACAGAGACGGGUAAGAGCAGUAGCAGCGAUAGCAGCCACCAUCAUGAUGAGAGUAGCACAGCCGUCAUGGUUGUUGUUACACAUGUGGAUCUUGUCGAGGACAACCAUAUAGAGAAGAAGAAGGACAUGUUCGUCAAUGCCGUGUCCAAGCUGACUGAAAUGGCCGGACCCAAAGUCAAGAUCUGUGGACCCUUCUUUGUUGACAAUCACCGUCUUCAAGAUCAAGUAUCGCGCCACAGCCAGCUCGCAGAAGCACAGCAAGAGCUCUCUAGAAUUGUGUCUGCCUUUCCCGUCCAAGCAAUUCCCUUGAUGCAAGUGAAGAUAGAAGAAGCUAUUUCUCUUCACCGGAAGAUAAUGCUGCGCUCUGCAAUGGCUGGGUGCAGUGAUGAUACAAUGCAAGCUACCAGUAGUGAUCAGCAGCAGCAGCAGCAGCAGCAGCGGCAGCAGCAGAGUUUUGUUAGUAUGGACUACCCACAGUUUGUAGACUUUUGUCGGCAUGUUAGCGGCAAAGAUCUCACCACUGCACAAGUGUCUGAUCUACUGCACCGCCUUCAGCAACAUGGCACAGUGUUUUGCUGUGACUGCCCGCAUCCACUCACUUCAAGUGUCAUUUUCCUUGAACCCCAGCAGCUGUUACUCGACUUUGUACGCUUGAUGACCUUCCCUCUGAAGGAGACAGCUUUUCCAAGCACCUCAGCAACAUUAGUCAGAGAAGUGCAACACUUUCGACGUACGGGAAUUGCCAGCGCGAGGUUGAUAGAGGAAGUUUGGUAUCCUCUCAGCCGUGUUGUCCAGCUAGCUCUCUGCAAAGCCAUGUGUUACUUCAACCUGGCAGCAGAACUUCAGCCCGCCAGCAGUGCAGCCACCAGCAGUACAGCCACCAGCAGUACAGCCACCAGCAGUACAGCCACCAGCAGUACAGCCACCAGCAGUACAGCCACCAGCAGUACAGCCACCAGCAGUACAGCCACCAGCAGUACAGCCACCAGUAGUACAGCCACCAGCAGUGCAGCCACCAGCAGUACAGCCACCAGCAGUACAGCCGCCAGCAGUACAGCCACCAGCAGUACAGCCACCAGCAGUACAGCCACCAGCAGUACAGUCACCAGCAGUACAGCCACCAGCAGUACAGCCGCCAGCAGUACAGCCACCAGCAGUACAGCCACCAGCAGUACAGUCAACAGCAGUACAGCCACCAGCAGUACAGAUACCAGCACCGGAGGGUGUGGCAGUAGAGUCGGCGGCAGCAGCAACAGCAGCAGCAUCAGCAGACAAGACAGAUGUCCGGUUGUCACGUCAGGCCUACCCGACCUCUUCAUCCCGUUCUGUUGCAACCAGGAAGCAUUACGGUUGGUUUUGGAGGAUGAUGUUCCCUUUAAGCUACCGUUUAACCACCUCAGUUUCCCUGGGAUGCUGUUUCCUCCACCACUGUUCGGUCGCUUAGUCACCUACAUAAUUCAUCGUAUGAAGAAAGAGUCAGCCAGUCUUCAGUUCAUAUCCAGUGCGGUAUCACUGAAUUUGGAGGUUGGUUGUAGUCAAGUAUGCCUCUGCUGGACACCGACAGGUGUUCGCUUAGAAUGCGCUGCUGAUACAACAUCCAUACUUGCUGAUGUGGCUUGGGAUAUGAAGAGUGCAAUUGUUGACUUCACACAAGUUCUCAGCACCCAAGGGUACCAGCAGUUCACAGUUGUUGGUGAGUCAUUUGCCUGCACUUCCACAUCAUGCCAGGAUCGCCUGAAGGAAUGCAGCAGUCCUGCAGAGGUGCUGGUACACUCGUCGUGGGUGUUGCUGACCAGCUUGCACAAAAAGCAUUUCUUGAAGGCAUACGAGUCAGAUAUGAACACCGCUCUGACCUUCAAGGCUACGUGUGCUACCUGCAAGGAGAAGGUCAUUGUCCCGAGGUCCUUCUGGCCCUGGCUGCGUAAGGAUGUGCCAUUUGUCCAAGCUGAGCAGCCACUAUCAGCACCAUCAUCAUCAGCAGCAGCAGCAUUAGCACCCGCAGAGGCAGUUUCAUCAGUGCCAACAGCAGCACAAGGAACAGCAGUGCCACCAGUACAUUUUGCUGAGCAGUCUACAGACGUUGCAGCCAGCAGUCACUUCGUGGAAGCUGCUUACCCGGACGGUAAUCCCUGCAUGGAAUGCAAGCAAGGUAUCCAAGUUCCCAGCAACUCGCAUUGCUGGUUCAAUGACACGGAGUUCAAGUUGGAAGGACGGAGUAACAAGGAUGCAAUAGUUGCCAUAUCAGCUCUGUCGCAUGCUAGCCCAAAUGAUUCUGAUCUCGAGGCGGUAGUUGACAGGCCUGAAGAAGUCUCCCUGGACUCAGUCGAUGUCCAGGUUGAAGAUGUAGCUCCUGAUGAGAGCCCUGAAUACCGAUAUGUGUCGGAGGCUGAUACGGAGCAGAUACCCAUUCGCCGUGAAGGCACAGUGCUUUUCAUGGAAGGAGGAAAAGUUGAGUUUCUUGCCGGCACAGUGAGUGAUACCAUCCACAUAUCGCCACCUGUCCACAUGAUGUUCCAAGGCACGCUACCAAGCGAACAUGGUGAUGGAGUUACGCUACAUAGUGUGAUGGCGUUUGCAUCGCACGAAGCUAAAUUUCGAAGACCAGUGCAGGUGGAAAUUGACGUGCCUCGCAUCGCUGAGACUGACCAGAUUUAUCUUGUUCACUUUCCUGGCACAACACCGGAAUCAGCUGAAGCCAGUGGUUUUUCUGAAACUAGACAGCUACCCACGUCGCAUAAGUGCUGUACCGUGGUUCAUGUAGGCAACUCAACGUGGACAGUGACUAAGUUGCCUGGCGACAAACCGUACGAAAUACCAGCCAAGCAGGUUGACUUGAAUGCCACCUUGGACAGACCUGAAGAAGACGAAUGCCCAUAUUCAGGUAUCACUGUGGACUAUCAACGGAAGAAGAUCUACUACAGCAAGAAGCACUUCUGCUAUGAUGUCAUCUACACGUACGGAGAAGAGCUGAGCCUGGAGCAGAUCGGAAUGCUGCCGUGCACGGAUAAGCUCAAGGCCUGGCGCGUGUGGGUCUACGGCGAGAAGAUAGGAGACCGAGAUCCAGCGCACCUGCACAUCAUGGCCAUUCCUGCCUACGGACCAUUCCUGGAACCGCCUCCGAAGCUGCUGUCGCCGCCAGAUAGAAUGUCCCAGCUGGCGCGCUCGCGGUACUAUUUCCUGCUGAAAGAAGGCGAUUCGAUCUCGUACAAAUUCAAGGUGUACCCGGAAAAGGACUGGCAGCCCGCCUGUGUGGAAAAUCCGCCGACGUUCUACAAGCUUGAGUCAUCUGCUCGUUUCGAGUCUCGCGAGGGCACCGGAGGGGGCGGUAGUGUUGGACCGCCAGGGGUUCUCGAAUGUCGCUCCUGCACCGACCAAGAAAGCAUAGAACAUGUCCAAAAUGGCAAGCAGAAUGGCGCUGGAGCAGAAUCGGGUACGGACGACAAGCUGAAGGUGGUCAAGCGCUGCACCAUUCCGGUAACAUUCACAUACGAGAGGUCUCUGCCAGGAGCACAAGAUUCAAGUGAAGAAAAAAAGAGUUCUCCAACUCCUGCUACAAAUGGUGUUUCGCAUGAUGGUUUCAUGUCCAAGACACUGGCACAGAUCACAGACUGGUUUGACUUUGAGGGUGCACUUCGGAACUUUGUCGUUGGCGACGAAAGAAAAAAAUUUGGUAGAGCUGCAGUGAUCCUGGCCAAUCCCAAGAUGAGGAACGCCUGGGAUACCGAGCUAGACCGAUUCCAUACUGAGAAUGCUCGCAGAAUCUUUGGAGACGGGGAAGGCAUGGAUAACCUCUUCUGCAUCAUUCUGUACCUCAUCAACAACAGGCAGGAAAUGACCAUCAAAAAACUGUUUGGAAUGCUGGAAGAACAUGCUCCAAUCCAUCGUGACGAUAUCCGGACGGCCCUCUCGGAAGCUGCAUACAAUGACUGAGCAAGCACUGUAUUGAGAAUAGCAGCAGGGAGUGUGAGCUGUGAAUACAAUGGCGGACUCACCUAUGGUUAGACAGCCAAUCACCAUGCCUAGCUGCUGCAAUUGCAGUUACGGUAUUCUCUUUACUUCCAUGCCAUGUACAGUAUUCACUGUUUUUCAUGUAGUACAUAUUUUAUCUAUCCAGUUGCAAUGCACGCUCGCUAAGGAGCUGUUUUGCGAUUCCGUGAUAGCGAUUCAUUUGUUUGCUUUGCUGUCCAAGACUGGCUGUUAAUGUUAUCGCAACCUCACAGUCAGUCACCAAUACACUGUACUUGAAAGUUGAAACUGUGAUUCUGCAGUGGCCAUGGCAAUGGUGUUAGUCACUGCAUUUGUCUGAGUGGCAUUGUAAACCUAUUGACAACUUGACAUUUUAUGUACAAGCGCACUUGAAUCUUUGAAUUUUGUCCAUGAGAGUGAUGCAGAAUAGGGAUGCACCUUUCCUCUUUCAGGGCGAGACCGUUCACUGCUUGAGAGUGACAGUCACAACUGACCAUCAAUAUGCGGUGUUAUAUUUUUUGUAUUCUUAGACAUGCGGUCUUCCCUCGUGUCCCUCUUUGACAUUUGGCUUUAUCGUUGAUGUGUGUGCGCGUGUGAGUGUGUGUGCGUGCGUGUGUGUGUGUGUGUGUGUGUGUGUGUAUGUGUGAGAUACUGCAUAUGAUCACCAGAUAGCCUCGUUCUCUAGCUCUCUCUCUCUCUCUUCUGAUCUUCCUUUCUCCAUUCUUGAUAAUCACCAACUCCUCUCUCGCAUUUACCUGAGCUUACAGUCUUCUCCUUGUAUCUUCGUGUUUUCCCGCACUAUCUCUUUUCGCCGUACACUGGCAACGUUGCUGGCGAUCCGCCAUGGCAACCCUCGUACCUUGAUUUGCUGGCCGCAUGCUUCACUGCUUUGUUCUUUGAGUUUUCUCCAUUGAGACAAGAGAGAAAAUUUAAUAUUUUCCUUACAAUAAUGAAUCUUCGAGUCUGAUUCUAGAAAUUGUAAAUUGGUCCUUCGAGCCUCUCAGACGAUGGCUGACAUUGUCUUGGACGCUAAAGAAUUAGCACUUCAUGUCAUAAUAAUUAUUAGUAGUGACCCACAGACUCGGUGCCCAGA